UUAAUGGGAAGGGGCUAAGGUAGUGCCUGCAUCUUAACGCAAAGAGCAUUUUUGACUGCGCCUCUCUCUCAGACAGACUCACACAAGCUCGCUCACAGUGCUGGACUGAAAAACCCUCUCAGGCUCCGGCCACCGGAGAAGAUGCUUCACCGCUACUCUCUGUGAGAUUAUUACCCAAGACUGACUGAACGGAGUGGCGGCUCUGCAGCUGAUGGGCUGCUGCUGCUGCUCAUUCCAUCUUUAUCUCUAUUUUAAUUGGGACGCUGGGGAGAAAUAAAUAGCUCAGCGCACGCUGUUGGGAGGCAAAUGAAUGGAACAGACUGACAGGGGAUUUCCCCAGGCUGCCUUCACACCCAUGGACAUGGACACAAGUUUUGUACUGGCCAAAUUGUAUUUGGCAGAAUAAUGUUUCUUAUUAUUUUGUAAAUUAGUUUUUACAACAAGAUCGUCACUUCAGAGCUUGCAGACAGACCUUUUUUUUGUUGUUAUUGUUGUGGAUUUUCACUGCAAACAUUCACACCAUAUCUUAGGCUCAAGGAUGUGCUCUAUAGUCAUGCUUCAUCAGUGGAGUCUGGCUGUGUUCUUGCUGUGCACCCCAGUGACUCUUGAUGGGAGACCAGUUGAUGCACUUAGUAGCAGAAUGAGGAGAUCAGUGAGCCAUGCCCAGCUGAUGCAUGACAAGGGCCGCUCCUUGCAGGAGUACAAGCGUCGCAUGUGGCUGCGCGAGCUGCUCGGGGAGGUGCACACGGCCGAUGAACGAACUCCACCUGUGCAGAGCAGAACGCAGAGCCAAACCUUCAGUGGGAAUGCCCUGCAUGAGAAGCCCCCGGGGGCUACCAAGAACCUCCCUGACAGGUUCAGACUGGACAGAGAGGGCCCUAACCUGCCCCAGGAGACCAACAAGGCUCUAGCUUAUAAGGACCAGCCACUAAAAGUGGCAACCAAGAGGAAAAAAAAAGUGAGGUUAGGCAGACGUAGAGAGAGCGACAAGAAGCGGAGGCGGGCACGGUCUGUCACAACUAAAGAGCCAUGAAGGACGCAGUACCUCAGCUUAGAGACUCCCAGUAGACUUUAUAUGGUACUGCACUAAGACACUGACAUCGACUGGGAUCUGAGAGACUCAACCCAUUGCUGACUCAGUUCAUAUCACGGCUCCGGGGUUGUGCUUGUAUGAUAAUAUUUUUCUAUGUUUGUAUUUUUCAAUUUCGUACUUCCUGAAAUUUCGUGAACUAUCAUCAUAACAUCUUCUUAGGUCCAUAUUUAUUUGGAAACUCUGUAGGCCUCUGUACCCCUGAUUUACAUUUAAAGAAACGUCAUAUGUUGUCAUCUCUAACAGGCUGUUAGAUCACAGGAGGAACUAUUUAUUGCCUGAAUAUAAUGUAACUUCAUCAAACUUGGAGGCUGGAGUGGUUUUACGCUUGUUUGGCUGUAUAUGUGUUGACUUGUCAUGGACUUACAGUUACAUGCAAACUGUUCACUGAGUACAUCUGUUGGAACUGUUCUGCCAUAAUUUAUUUCACUUUGAAAGUGUGUAUUUAUUUUGUGAAUGUAUCACGGUGCUGCUGACUAAAUUCCAUAAUGCACUUUAGUUACAUCCUGUACAUGUUCUUUUGUGGUUGAGUUUUAAUUUGAUGUUUUCUUUUUGAUGGUCCUGCUUUCCUUUUUUUCCACCUUAGAUCCCUCAUUGACUUGUAACUUAUUGGAUGCUUCAUCAAACCCACUCUCACCGUUUUACAUUAUAGUUUAUUUUUAUAGAACAAAGCCCGGGACACGGGGCUUCUCAUUUAAUGUUCUUCACUUGCACUGUAACAUGUUUUCAGUUAAUCAAACAUUAAAAG
Molecule: messenger RNA, 1838 nt
Organism: Larimichthys crocea (large yellow croaker)
Lineage: Eukaryota; Metazoa; Chordata; Actinopteri; Sciaenidae
Product: parathyroid hormone-related protein
Exons: 3
Coding region: 539-1033 (164 amino acids)
Biological process (GO): bone mineralization
Cellular component (GO): extracellular region
Molecular function (GO): hormone activity
Source: RefSeq, a predicted model, not a curated record